AUGAAGCCGGAGCCCGGUGUGCCAGAGGCUCCGGAUCAACAAGUCCUCUCAUACCCCCCGCAUGCUCCCUUGAACUCGAUGCCUAGCAUGGUUCCAGACAUGCGAUAUUCCCAAGGACAGCCAAACAGUGGUAUGCCGCUCUUGCAGAAUGCCUACGUUCCUGGCGUUUAUACCACGAAUGCUCAGAUUCCCAAUGGUGCCACUCCGCAGAGGGCGGACCCUCCACCCAAGACUUUCCACUGCUCGACGUGUGGCAAGGGGUUUGCGCGUCGCAGUGACCUCGCCAGACAUGAGCGAAUCCAUACGGGCAUCCGACCACAUGCUUGCGAUUGGCCUGGCUGCGGGAAACAAUUCAUUCAGCGCUCUGCCUUGACUGUGCACUCCCGCGUUCAUACUGGAGAAAAACCGCACAUGUGUGAGAGAUGUGGCAAGCCUUUCAGCGACUCGUCAUCCUUGGCUAGACACCGCCGGAUACAUUCCGGCAAGCGGCCGUACAAGUGCCCCUAUGCGAACUGCCAGAAGACGUUCACUCGCCGCACCACCUUGACCCGCCAUCAGAACCAUCACACUGGAACCAUCGAGGAGGCCGCUGCCGAAACGGAAGCGAAUUUGCGACAGAACAAGGAACGGGCGAGGGUUCCUGGUGACGGAGCUUUCUCUGAACAUGCCUCAGUUCACUCUACACCUUCCCCUGCACACCAUCCUGCAGCCAAUCCACCGCCCGGUGAUCUUCCUCCCUUGAAUAUGCCUCGCUCUACUGGUGAUUACUACAUGGGAAAUGGAUCUAUCCCCCCCCAUGUCCGUGGGGACUUCUCACAAGCUAGCCCCCGCGCCUCCCCCACUGCCACGUCGCCGUCUCUUUCGAGCUUCAGCAAUGCGCCACAUCCUCGACCAUCCAUGACAUCUCAUCCCUCUGGUUAUGCGCCGCCACAACCGCUGGAGCCGCCUGCUAAUAGCGACCAUCGACCAAAUAGCGUGAGCGGAAGUCCGCACAUGACUAGCUUGGGUUGGGCUUCACCUUCCCACGGUAGCAUUCCGUCUCCCGGAUCGGUGAACGAUUUCAAUUAUCCCGAGCCAAGUGGACCGGCUUAUCCCAAUUCCAUGCCACCACAUAUGUAUUUCCCGAAUUCGACGAUUAGACGGCCUGGAAGUACCGAGCCGGAAAAUUAUGAGAUGAAGCCCAGACUGGGUGACAAUGGUUGGUCUACUCCAGUCUAA
Aspergillus clavatus NRRL 1 is the source of this 1218-nucleotide messenger RNA. RefSeq names its product putative C2H2 finger domain protein. Gene Ontology annotation, cellular component: PcG protein complex; transcription regulator complex. The transcript is spliced from 3 exons. Gene Ontology annotation, biological process: regulation of transcription by RNA polymerase II. Gene Ontology annotation, molecular function: RNA polymerase II cis-regulatory region sequence-specific DNA binding; DNA-binding transcription factor activity, RNA polymerase II-specific. The coding region runs from base 1 to 1218 and encodes 405 amino acids. The record is from RefSeq and is a predicted model, not a curated record. Lineage: Eukaryota; Fungi; Ascomycota; Eurotiomycetes; Eurotiales; Aspergillaceae.